AUAGAAAGCAAUAAGUAAUGGGUGGGAGAGAUUCGGGCUUCUAGUUGCUUCCUGAGCUGCAACGCGCGAAGGCUAUAUAGAACCGAUCGUGGGCAAGUCUUUGAAACCCUAGAGCAAAGCAAAUCGAAGUAAAAGAACUAAGGAAGCUGAUAUGGUGGGGACGAAUUUGAAAUCUGAAACAAUGUCUCUGAUGGACAAACGAAGUGCUUUGGAGUCCGAGAUGAACGUCAUCAUCGACCGCCUCUGUCAGCCCGGCGGCCCCGGUCUCUCCGGCAACCUCAUUGAUUCCGAGGGAUUUCCUAGGGCAGAUAUUGACAUUCCAGUGGUUCGAGCAGACCGGCAUCAUCUUGCUGAGCUACGGAGUGAUCACAAAGACAUCACCGAGCAAAUAAAUCAAAAUAUACAACUUCUGCAUUCAGCAAGGCUGGUUUCUAAAUCUUCGCCCCCCAUUGAUUCAGGUAAUCUUGAAGGGUCAAAUAAUCAAGACUUAUCUGUUAAUGUUGGUACAUCUGCAUCCUCCCACAAUGUACUUCAUGGAAAUACUAUCAGUGCCAUGGAUGUUGAUGUAACUGUCAACAGACCAUUUGCAUUGGUUGAUGAGAUAUCCGAGGCUUCUCCAGCAGCUGAAGAUGGCUUACAACUUGGAGAUCAAAUUGUGAAAUUUGGGAAUGUGGAAUCUGGUGAUGAUUUGUUGCCAAAACUUGCUUCUGAAGCUCUGUCCAAUCAAGAUCGUGAAAUACCUGUAGUGGUUUUGAGGCAAGGUGCAUUUAUCAACUUAACAGUCACACCUAGAGCGUGGCAGGGCCGUGGCUUGCUGGGAUGUCAUUUCCGAAUCCUAUGAUCAUUUACAUGGUGCUUUGAUGAAUAGUGAUGCUUCGGUUAGGCCAGCCAGAAGACAAUGCUCCAGUAGAUGUGUUCUGAACUUUCACUCUCCCCUUUGCCAGUCCAUAGGGGUAAAAGGAUGGUUACUGUCUUUUAAACUACUUCACAUAUUUGGAUUUUGUAUGUAGCAUGUGUGAAACUUCCAUUUUGCUUCAUUCCUUCGUGAAUUCUCAUAACCUCUUUAGUGCUUGCGGACAUAUCUGAAGGAAGAUGUAUGGAUCUAUUUUAAUUUACUAAGCAUAUUUGUGUUUGAACUUUCAACUCAAAAAUCUAAUGGUUACCAAUGAAUAUAAACAAAAAGGAAGCAUUCUAGAAA
Camellia sinensis is the source of this 1198-nucleotide messenger RNA. Its product is annotated as 26S proteasome regulatory subunit. Gene Ontology annotation, cellular component: nucleus; cytoplasm. NCBI's taxonomy places the organism in Eukaryota, Viridiplantae, Streptophyta, Magnoliopsida, Ericales, Theaceae. The record is from RefSeq and is a predicted model, not a curated record. Gene Ontology annotation, molecular function: protein binding. Gene Ontology annotation, biological process: proteasome regulatory particle assembly.